Messenger RNA from Manihot esculenta (cassava), 4419 nucleotides. RefSeq names its product probable leucine-rich repeat receptor-like protein kinase At1g35710. Bases 523 to 4146 code for a protein of 1207 amino acids. Gene Ontology annotation, molecular function: ATP binding; protein binding; protein kinase activity. The transcript has 2 exons. Gene Ontology annotation, biological process: protein phosphorylation. NCBI's taxonomy places the organism in Eukaryota, Viridiplantae, Streptophyta, Magnoliopsida, Malpighiales, Euphorbiaceae. The record is from RefSeq and is a predicted model, not a curated record.
GUUGUCGAUCAUUUUAAAAAUGUAGUUCUCCAAUUGAAAAUUAAGUUUUAAUCGGGUUUGGUCAAGUUGAGUUUAUUUUAUUCAGAAUCUAAUUGAAAUAUCACUAUCUAUCUUAUAGUGGAAAAUCAAAAUGAAGUGCUUUUCUUAUUUAAAUCAAGGUUUCAUGAUUACUGAAAUUAAUAAUAAAAUUAAUUACUGACUAGUAAACUAUAACUUAGUGAUGUCUAGGCUUUGCCUGAUUAGGCCGUUAAGGCAUAUGUAACUGUCAGGUUCAAAUCCUAAUCUCCAUCUCUUUAUCUAUUGACUUAAAAAAACUAUGACUUAGUGAUAUUAGUGAUAUAAAGUUGUUUUGUGGUUGUUAACUUUCAAGUUUGAAUUUCAAUUAAAACCAAAUAAAUCCAACUAAAAGUUUUAUUAAGUUUUUUAAAGAUAAAAAACACUUGAUUAAUUCAUCACCUCUAUAUAAUUUAGUAACCCACAGAAUGCACGCACUCUAUCCUCCUCCUACCCAACAGCUGAGGCAUGGCGUUCUCACUAAUUAAACAAUUGCCUUUCAUCCUUACCAGCUUCAUUGUAUUAUUAUUUUCUUCCAGUGUUGUCUUAGCUUCCGCUUCUCAUAAAUCAGCUGCCCAGAUAAAAGGACAAGAAGCAGAAGCUCUUCUCAAAUGGAAAGACAACCUUGACGAGCCCACUGAUUGCCUCCUUUGCUCUUGGAGUUUUGUCCCUCACAAUUCCACUACUCACACCAAAACUGACAUCAGUAGUUCCCCUUGCCAGUGGGUUGGGAUCACUUGUGAUGAGUCUGGAAAUGUCACACAUAUAAAUGUCUCUUUUAGUGGUCUGAGAGGUACUUUACAAUCCUUCAACUUCGCAUUGUUCCCUAAACUUAUCAGCCUUGACCUGUCGCACAACUUUCUCCAUGGAAGCAUUCCCUCCUACAUUGGUAACCUUUCCAAGCUCACUUACUUAAACUUGGCUGUCAAUAAUUUUUCUGGUAGCAUGCCAUCUGAGAUAGGUUUGAUGGCAAGUCUUCGCUACUUCCUUGUCUACUAUAAUCAGAUUACAGGAUCUGUACCCUGGACUAUAGGGAUGUUGAAAUCUCUCGUUGUGCUUGUUUUUUCUCACAAUAGUCUGACAGGUCCUAUUCCUGUUUCUAUAGGAAACUUGACCGAACUAAGUUUUCUAAACCUUCGUUGCAACAAACUUUCUGGUUCAAUCCCUUGGGAAAUUGGGAAGUUGGGGUCACUCGAUGUUUCUCUUCUGUCUCACAACAAGCUCACUGGUCAACUUCCUGCUUCCAUAGGAAGCAUGGGCAACCUUACCAUCCUACACCUUCAUGACAACGGACUGUCUGGUUCAAUUCCUGGGGAAAUAGGAAUGUUAAGAUCGCUUAAUUUGCUUGUUUUGACAAACAACAGUCUCACAGGUCCUAUUCCAGCAACUAUUGCUAACCUGAAAAGAUUAACUGGGCUUUACAUUGCAAACAACAAGCUGACUGGAUUCAUUCCCAAGGAAUUAGGAUCACUAACCUUUCUUGUUGAGCUUUCUUUGUACUCUAAUAGUCUUCAAGGUCUAAUCCCUGCUUCUAUAGGAAACUUGAGCAACUUGGACUUUCUAGAUCUUGGUUUCAACAGCCUUUCAGGAUCCAUCCCUCCAGAAGUUCUAUUUCUUAAAUCACUAAACUGGAUUGGACUGAAUGACAAUGGGUUAACAGGUUUAAUUCCUGCUUCUAUUGCAAAUUUAGGCAGUAUAAGAUUUCUAUACCUUUAUAAUAAUCAUCUUUCUGGAAAUAUCCCUCGAGAAUUGGGAAAGCUGCAAUCUCUUGUUGAGCUUGACCUGUCAUCAAACAAUCUUAGUGGUCCUGUCCCUGCUUCUAUAGGAAAUUUGAGCAACUUAACACUUCUGUACCUUCAUGUGAACAUGAUUUCUGGAUCAAUUCCUUCCAGCAUAGGGAACUUAAGCAAGCUCACAGAGUUGGAACUAUCGAUCAAUCAUCUUUCUGGCCAAAUUCCUCCAGAAUUAGGAAAACUCAAGUACCUUACUGACCUUAGGCUGUUCAUGAACGAUCUUAGUGGCCCAAUCCCUCAAGAAAUGAAUAAUUUUACAUCUUUAAAAUCACUGCAACUGGCUGACAAUUUGUUGUCCGGACAUAUACCCCAAAAUCUUUGCCUUGGCGGAGCGCUUGAAAUUUUUGUCUUAGGUAAUAAUAGUUUCGUGGGUUCCAUACCAAAAAGCCUGAAGAAUUGCACAAGCUUAAUCAGAGUUGGGCUUGAAAGAAAUCAACUGGAUGGACACAUAUCAGAAGAUUUUGGCAUAUACCCAAACUUGAAGUUCAUUGAUCUGAGCUACAAUAAGUUGCAUGGUGAGCUUUCAAAAAACUGGGGUCAUUGUCAUAAUCUAACCCUCUUGAAAUUUUCCAACAACAGAAUUUCUGGUGGGAUACCACCUGAGGUUGGGAAAGCAAAUCAAUUGCAGGUACUUGACCUUUCCGAAAAUUUUCUGGUAGGGAAGAUUCCCAAUGAACUAGGGGAAUUGAAGUUGUUGUUCAAUCUUAAAUUGAACAAUAACAAACUUUCAGGAAAUAUUCCCCCAGAAAUUGGAACGUUAUCCAAGCUUACUGAUCUUAGCCUUGCAGCGAAUGAUCUCAGAGGACUGAUUCCAGAACUGAAAGACUUGUCAAAACUGCAGUUCUUGAACUUAAGCAAAAACAGGCUCAGUAAAAGUAUUCCAUUUCAAAUUGUCAAGUUCAUCUCUCUUCAAAUGCUCGAUCUAAGUCACAAUUUGCUUGAAGGAGAGAUACCACUGGAGCUUGGAUAUUUGCGUAACUUGCAGACGUUAAACCUCUCCCAUAAUGAACUAUCGGGCUCCAUCCCCUCCACUUUUGAUGAAAUGUUGAGCUUAACUGUUGUUGAUAUCUCCUUCAAUCAAUUAGAGGGUCCACUUCCCAACAAUAAAGCUUUUAGCUGGGCGCCAAUGGCAGCAUUGACUAAUAAUAAAGGUUUAUGUGGCAACAGUUCUGGUUUUACAGCUUGCCCUUGUACAAAGAUCAGCAGAAUGUGCAGAAAAGAUGGCAGGAAGGCAAUUGUCUUGAUUGCAGUUCCUCUUUCAACCACCUUAACCCUUGUAUUUGUCAUUUCUGGUGUUCUUGCUAUUGUUGGCAAAAGAGCCAGGAUCGUAGAUGAAGCCAAAGAAGCAGGAAAUGAAAACAUAUUUGCAGCAUGCAGCUAUGAUGGGAAAAUGGUACAUGAAAACAUAAUUGCAGCAACAGAGCGAUUCAACUCCAAAUAUUGUAUUGGAGUGGGAGGAUGUGGGACUGUUUACGAAGCAAAGAUUUCAACUAAUCAAGUUGUUGCUGUGAAGAAGCUUCACCGGUUUGAGGGGAGUGAAAUAUCCAGCUUAAAGGCUUUUACAAGUGAAAUUUGUGCAUUAACCAAAAUUCAACAUAGAAAUAUUGUGAAGCUCCUUGGUUUCUGUUUACAUUCACAGCACUCAUAUUUGGUUUAUGAAUACCUUGGAGGAGGAAGCUUGGGAAAGAUACUUCAGGAGAAGGUAAAAGCUGAGGAGUUGAAAUGGAUCACGAGGAUAAAUGCUGUGAAAGGGGUGGCCAGUGCCUUAUCCUAUAUGCACCAUGACUGCUCACCUCCUAUUGUUCAUCGUGACAUAUCAAGCAACAAUAUAUUGAUGGAUAUGGAACAAGAGGCUCACAUCUCCGACUUUGGUACAGCAAGGAUUUUGACUUUAGACUCAACACAUACGACAUCUUUUGCUGGUACCUUCGGGUAUUUGGCUCCAGAGCUUGCCUACAGCAUGGAAGUAAAUGAGAAGUCCGAUGUGUACAGCUUUGGAGUGGUAUCACUGGAAGUGAUCAUGGGAAGGCAUCCAGGGGAUAUAAUCCUGUCUCUAUCAACAUCAACACUAUCAGCUACCUGCCAAAUUCUCCUGAAAGAUAUAUUGGACCAACGCCUCCCACAACCCACAAAUAAAGAAGCCGCAGAAAUACUUUCUAUUGUGCAAUUAGCAUUUGCUUGCCUUCAUGCCAAUCCAGCGUCUCGGCCAACCAUGCAACAAAUAUCGCAAAAACUCUCGGUGCAAGUGCGAGCUCUGUGGAAGCCAUUGCGAAUGUUCAGUUUAGGAGAGCUUUUGUGAUUUUACGAUUUUCCAUUUGCUGAAUAAUUGAUGUUUUUUGCUUUCCUCUUCAUCUUCCCUUUUCAAUUCUUGUUUUGAUUGAUCUUGCUUUGAAACAAUGACCAGAGCUACAUGGAUUAGUAAACUUUGUUCUCCUAUUUGAGUGAAGCUCUUCUCAUUUGAUUUAUUUUACAACUCUAAACAACAUUAGAUUCAGAGACCUUCCCAUGUACAUUUUCCCAGGAUCAGCUAGCAAAGAAUAUUAAGGCUUCUUUUUAUUAUUAUAUUCUGAAA